UCUCUCUCUCUCCUCCCCCCCCCACUUUCUCUAUCUAUCUCUCUGUAGGUUUUCCUCCGGUGAAUGAGAGAGAACCGGCGCGGAGAGGAGAGAGAGGGAUUCCGCCGUUCGGAUUAUAUAUCGGAGCUAAUGGAGCAGCCCGAAGAGGAGGAGCAGCUCGAGAGCUUCGACUCGGAGAGCUCCGGCGCGCUGUCGAUACUGACCAUCACCGAAGAUCCCACGAGCGCCAGCAGCUCCGGCGACCUCUGCUCCUCCAGCGGCCCCGGGAGCAGCGGCGGGAGCUCCGGCGAGAUCCCUGCGUGCGCGGAGGAGGCGGCGGCGGCGGCACCGAGCCUGCUAGCGGCGGAGCCAGCUCGGCCGAGGGAGGAGGGGCUGGCGGGGUCGACGGAGGCGGACGCCGCGGCGGCGGCGGCCGGGAAGCGGAAGUGCGUGGGGAGGAGCAACAGGGGAGUGGCGUGGGGGUCCACCUCGAUCAUCGGGCGGCGGAAGGAGAUGGAGGACGCCGUCGCCGUGGUGCCGGGGUUCAUGUCCCGCGCGUGCGACCACGUGGGCUGCUUGGCUCCCGGCUCGAGGAUCUCCGGCGAGAUCUCGCCCGUCCACUUCUUCGGCGUGUACGACGGCCACGGCGGCGCUCAGGUGGCCAAUUUCUGUGCUGCGCGGAUGCAUGAAGUUAUAGCCGAAGAAUGGAACAGGGAAGUAAUGGAUGGGUUCGAGUGGCAGAGAAGGUGGGAAGCAGCUUUUUCUACUGGUUUUGAGAGGGCUGACAGUGAAGUCAUGACUGAAGCGGCUGCACCUGAAAUGGUAGGAUCAACUGCGGUUGUGGUGAUUCUAUCCGGCUGUCAGAUAAUCACUUCCAAUUGUGGUGACUCAAGAGCUAUUCUUUGCCGUGGGACUCAAACAAUCCCCUUGACUGUUGAUCAAAAGCCAGAUAGACAUGAUGAACUGAUGCGGAUUGAAGGAAUGGGAGGGAAAGUCAUAAACUGGAAUGGUGCUAGGGUGUUUGGAGUACUUGCUAUGUCCAGAGCUAUAGGUGACCGGUAUCUGAGGCCGUGGAUUAUUCCAGUGCCUGAAAUCACUUUUACCACAAGAGUGGAUGAGGAUGAAUGUUUGAUUUUGGCAAGUGAUGGGCUCUGGGACGUCAUGACUAAUGAUGAGGUUGGAGAGGUGGCUCGGCGCCUACUAAGGAGACGCCGCCGCCUCAUGGUCGAUGAAAUCUCUCCAGCACAAGCCAUAGCUAAUUAUCUUACUGAGACGGCCUAUGGGAGGAACAGUUCUGAUAACAUAUCAAUCAUUGUUGUUGAUUUAAAAGCGAAGAGAAAGCGCCAGCAAAGGCCACAAGAGGGUUGAAGAUACAAUCUUUAUCCCUAUUACUUACAUCCCAUUACUUUCCAGCUCUAAUAUCUGGAGACAAGGAGACCAGGAAUGAUCUAGUGAUAUUUUGCAUUUCACAAUGACUAAAGGAACGAAUUUAGCUUGGAUAGCUAUCAUCCCAACCUGUACAGAGCUGACUGGCGAAAAUUUAUCGCUUCCUGGAACUAGAAUCGGUUGUUGCCAUGUAACACUAAGUCAAAAUCCUCAAUUUUAGUUGGUUUGGUCAAAAGGAAAAAGAUGACGAAGCUAGCAUUGUUCCAUAGGAAGCAAAGCACUGUUCUAUGUAACUUAUUCAACGAUUAUCCUGCAAAUGAAAGCCAAAUUGUUCUUUCUUUGCAUAUCUUCAUUUGAAUUACCAUCCGUCCACACUCUUUGCCUGGUUCCUUGGAGAAUGUUGUGUGUUUGGA
Messenger RNA from Eucalyptus grandis, 1778 nucleotides. Its product is annotated as protein phosphatase 2C 77. NCBI's taxonomy places the organism in Eukaryota, Viridiplantae, Streptophyta, Magnoliopsida, Myrtales, Myrtaceae. Gene Ontology annotation, biological process: protein dephosphorylation. Gene Ontology annotation, molecular function: cation binding; protein serine/threonine phosphatase activity. The record is from RefSeq and is a predicted model, not a curated record.